This is a messenger RNA of Naegleria gruberi, 1716 nucleotides long. RefSeq lists its product as uncharacterized. The transcript has a single exon. The coding region runs from base 1 to 1716 and encodes 571 amino acids. Lineage: Eukaryota; Heterolobosea; Eutetramitea; Acrasida; Naegleriidae. The record is from RefSeq and is a predicted model, not a curated record.
AUGGAAACCAACUCUUCAACGAAUAGUAGUUAUUCUUCAAUAUGCGAUCCUAGAUUGUUUAAAUUGGGAGAUUUGAGUAGAGAGGGAUAUAACGCAACUGUGGUGAACAAUAUUUGUCCAGAUAGUAUUUUCACACCAAUAUUUUCUGGUAUUUUCAUAUUUGUCUAUCUCCUAUUUGUUGGUUUUGGGAUUAUUGGUGUUAUUUGGAAGAGAAAUUCAAGCUAUGUGAAGGCAAGAAAUCCCCUUUACUUGAUUCUAACGAUCAUUGCAAGUUUAUUCUUUGUAAUGACCACAUGUUUGAGAUACGCUAUUGGAAGAAAGCUCAUGCCAUGUUUUUUGUAUACCAUCUCUUUUUUUGUAAUUGCACCUGCAAUUUGCCUACCGACAGUGUUUAGGUGCAUUAGAAUUUAUUUUAUGUACAAGCUCAAUUUGGAAAAGUCUAAGGUCUUUGACCAAAAAGCAAACUCUUCAACAAGAGACAAGUCUAAAAAAUCGAGUAAGAUUAAUGACCCCAAACACAAAUUCUCAUCUACAUCAACAAUACCAACUGUUGGCUCCUCUCUCUCUUUGGUGGAUAAGAAAGCAGUUUCAUUUGAUGAAAAAAGCUCAGGAACUACGGACGAACAAAAUACAACAGCUAUCAACUUGGAAUUGACACCUCCUGAAGACUCUUCAAUUAUAGCUGAAAUUAAGGACAUGAGAAGAGAUGAUUCUGAAAACGAUUCUCAAACUUGGAUUACCUCGGCUGAGGACGAUUUCACAGACUCAAUUCUAGAUGAAAGAAAAUUCAAAAUAUUUUCCUUUCUAGUGAGCUACAAGUUUAUUGGAAUAGUUUAUAUUAUUGCGUUUUUCAUUCAUCUUGCUAUUUGGGCAAUACUUGGAGGAGCAGAUGAAGCAUCAUUUUCUUCAAGUGGAAAGAGAAUGUUCAUUUGGAAUGUAAGCAUGUUUGCUUUUGAUUCAGGAUGCGUCACUACGAGUAAUACUAUUUUCAUACUUGCUGGAGAGGCUGCUUUUUACAUUAUUAUUGAAAUUGCAUUUGCUAUUUUGCUAUUUUUUGCUGAUAGAGAUACUUGGUUGAUUAAGAGAGAAACAAUCCUUCUAAUUAUCAUUCAAAUCAUCCAAGCCAUAGCUUAUCUAGUGAGUGGACAAAUUGAAAUUGUGAGAUUCUUAACUGACUACUUCAUUCCGUUCGGUUUUACUUUAUUGAUUUAUUCUUUAAUUGAAAUAUUCAUAUCAGUAGAUAUGGCUGUUCUAUACUCAAUUUACCACGAUUGGCAACAUCAACACUCAUACGCAGAAACAGAAAUUGAAAUGCUGCUCAAGAAUAGAAAGACGUUCGUUAUUAUACUUGAUUUUGCAAGAAGAAGUUAUUGCACUGAGGACAUUCUUGCAUUCAGAGAUAUUGAAAAAUUCAAAAUAAUGCCAAAACGUCACAAAACGAAGGUUGCCUCUAGAAUACUAAAUACCUAUCUCAAAACAGGAAGCUCACUCGAAUUGAACAUCUCUAACAUUAGACAACGUUAUGAAUCUAUUGAACUUGUAUUGAAUCAAUCUAACGAUCCUUCCCUUAUUCCCAACACUCUCUUUGAUGAAAUUAAAUUCCAAUGCAUGCAAAAUAUGAUUGAUGUAGUGGAACGUUUGAAAAUUAGUAACAAGUCUAUUCAAGAAACCAUCAGCAACUGGAAAAGAACAAUGCAAGAACAGGAGGAACAGUGA